AGUUGCAAGUAUUGCUUACUCGCAUCAUGAGGCGUCACUCCAGAUCGGCAAGCGGUGAUAUACCCAAUGGUUCAAAGAAGAAUCACUGUGAUGAUGAUGAAAGCCUAAAGAAAAUAAAAAGCAAGAAGUCUGGAAUAAUUAAAAAAACUUUGAAGGACUAUUCGGAAAAUUCUAAUCUCCAUGGACUCAAGUAUAUUGGGGAAAAGGAACGGACACUUCUGGAAAAGCUGUUCUGGACGUUUAUGUUCAUUUCUUGUGUGGUGCUUUGCGCCUUACAAAUAUUUAAAGUUUAUACAAAAUGGAACGACACUCCUGUCAUCGUAACCUUUGCCGAGACCACCACUCCAGUCUGGCAGAUACCGUAUCCAGCAGUGACUAUGUGUUUAGAAACAAAGGCCAAGCAGACUACGUUCAAUUACACUAAAUACUUUCAUUUGUAUCGAGCCGCGAACCACGGCAACAUUACAGAAAACGAAAUUCAUUUAUUUGAAGACGUAUGUUUAGUUUGUGAUGCCCAUUUGUCCCCCGCGGAGGGAAGAAUAGUAUCAAAAAAUGGUACUGCAACAGUCGAAAAUAUUAAAUCGGUGUCACCUAACUUAACCGAAACAUUUUCUAUGUGUAAAUGGCAAGACAAUACUGGCAAAUGUUCAUCUAUGUUCUCGCCUAUUCUGACUGAAGAAGGCCUUUGUUACACGUUCAAUAUGUUACCAGCUGAAGAUCUUUUUAGAGUUGAAAACUUACAUAGAGAAUAUCCAUAUCUUGAGCUAAAUCCAAAAUCUAUAGAGAACUAUGAUCCAAAACACACCUGGAAUUUAGAAUCAGGUUAUAACCCUGAGGCACCUAUAAACACUUAUCCUUUCAGAGCAACAGGAUUUGGCGCGAAAUCCGGUAUUUCUUUUGUAAUGGAAUCAAAAAAAUUUGAUCUAGAUUACCUCUGUAAGGGACCUGUACAAGGUUUCAAGAUUCUUCUACACAAUCCUGCAGAGUUGCCGCGUCUAUCGCAGCAAUAUUUUCGUUCUCCUUUAGCACAAGAAAUAGUUGUUGCCAUAAAACCCAAUAUGAUGACUACUUCAGACGGGCUAAAACCAUAUAGUCCAGAAAGGCGUCAAUGUUAUUUCCCAUAUGAGCGAUACCUCAGAUAUUUCAAAAUCUACACUCAAUCCAACUGUGAAAUGGAAUGCUUGACCAACUUUACAAAUGCAAUGUGUGGUUGUGUACACGUCGGUAUGCUCCGUUCUGCGGAUAUUCCAGUAUGCAAUGUUGGAAAAAUGGCAUGUGUAACGAAUGCUCAAAUUGAACUAGUGGUGAGCAAUAUAAAAGAGGGGCUCCAUAUUGAAGAAGCCGAAGGAAACAAGACCAUCCAAGGGGCUCGACAGUUGGCUGCUCAAUGUCAUUGCCUUCCCGCGUGUACCUCUAUCGAGUAUAAUUCGGAAACCUCACAGGCGGAUUUUGACUGGAGAAAAGUCUCCAAAGCCGGAUUGGUCCCAUUUAGUGAAGAUGAUGAAGAUCUGUUACGCGCUCGUGUGAACGUAUUCUUCAAAGAGCCCCAGUUCAUGACAUCUCGGAGGUCUGAACUGUUCGGACCGACUGACUUCCUCGCUAAUUGCGGUGGUCUGCUAGGCCUGUUCAUGGGAUUCUCCAUACUAAGCGUCGUAGAAAUUCUUUACUUCUUUACGCUUCGAAUUCUUUGUGCAAUUUGGCGCCGACAUAAUGAAAAACUACGUGCAGACAUCGUCCUAAAUAAGCAAACGAAACUACAAGUUGAUUAGUGCACCAACCUAAGAAAUCUUUGGAUAACGAUAUUUUUUUGUUGAGAAAUCAUGAACGUUUGAUUAUGAUUAUGUAAACCUUUAAACACACUCAUGUAUCUACCUGUUAAAUUUAUGUAAAAAAAAUUAGAAUACCUACUAAACGCUUUAUUUUUCGUAGUUGAACGGAAAGCAUGGGCAUUUUUGUCUUUUAUAAAUUUUUCGCUUAAGUAGGUACCUAAUUAUGUAAAUUCUAACUCUAAUACAUAAUUAUAAAUAAUGAAAGGAAAGUAGGUAGAUUGAAAUUUUAGUUAAGAGAGGUCAGUAGAUAUUACAUACUUAAUUAUAAGAAAUAUUAAAAUAAUUACAUAAUA
Messenger RNA from Ostrinia nubilalis (European corn borer), 2122 nucleotides. Its product is annotated as pickpocket protein 28-like. Gene Ontology annotation, biological process: sodium ion transmembrane transport. The record is from RefSeq and is a predicted model, not a curated record. Bases 27 to 1769 code for a protein of 580 amino acids. NCBI's taxonomy places the organism in Eukaryota, Metazoa, Arthropoda, Insecta, Lepidoptera, Crambidae. Gene Ontology annotation, cellular component: plasma membrane. The transcript is spliced from 14 exons. Gene Ontology annotation, molecular function: ligand-gated sodium channel activity.